This is a messenger RNA of Neohortaea acidophila, 1824 nucleotides long. RefSeq lists its product as uncharacterized. The record is from RefSeq and is a predicted model, not a curated record. NCBI's taxonomy places the organism in Eukaryota, Fungi, Ascomycota, Dothideomycetes, Mycosphaerellales, Teratosphaeriaceae. The coding region runs from base 1 to 1824 and encodes 607 amino acids. Gene Ontology annotation, molecular function: flavin adenine dinucleotide binding; NADP binding; N,N-dimethylaniline monooxygenase activity. The transcript is spliced from 7 exons.
AUGGGCAUUAAACACGACGGCCCUCACGACAUCCCGCCCAACGCAGACAUCCCCGACAUCGUGCGCGAAGAUCCCACGAGCGAGCGCGAUGGCCAUCUCAUCCCCGAGACAGACGAGCAUGGCUAUCGCAUUCGAGAAGAGCCAUACGGGACGAAACGCCGCCUGCGCAUCGUCCUCAUGGGCGCCGCCGCGUCCACCGUGAACUUUCUCAAAAAGGCCGAGGAGCAAAUGGAGAAUAUUGACAUUUGCGUGUACGAGAAGAACCGCGAUGUCGGCGGGACGUGGCUGGAGAACAGAUACCCUGGCUGUGCAUGCGAUAUACCCAGUGUCAACUACCAGUUCAGUUGGGCGAUCAAAAUCUGGACGCAUUACUACUCGUACUCCCCGGAAAUCUGGGAGUAUCUUCAAGGACUUUACAAAGACAACGACCUUUACAAAUACGUCAAGCUGAAGCACAAGAUUGAGGGGGCGGAGUGGAACGAUGAGAAGGGGAAAUGGAUCCUGAAAGUGCGAGACAUGGUCAACGACAAGGUGUUUGACGACGAGUGCCAUUUCUUCAUCAACGCCGGCGGAGUAUUGAACAACUUCAAGUGGCCUCAGAUUCCGGGCCUCGAGACAUUCAAGAACAAACUAAUGCACAGCGCGCAAUACGAAGAAGGAUACCCAUUGGAUGGCAAGAAAGUCGCCGUCCUUGGAGCGGGAUCCUCGGGGGUGCAAAUUGUGGCAAACAUCCAGAAGAAGGUUGAUACUUUGUAUCACUGGAUUCGCAAUCCCAUCUGGAUCACUGCUGGCUUCGCCCAGAGCUGGGCUGGCCAAGAUGGUGCCAACUUCGCAUACACCAAGGAACAGAGGAAAUUCCUCGAAGACAACCCUCUCAAGUACCUCGAGUACAGGAAGAACAUCGAAAACGAGCUGAACCAACGUUUCAAAUUCAUCAUCAAAGGCUCACAAGAAGCCAAAGAUGCUCGAGAGUUUAGUGAAGACCAGAUGGUCCGGAAAUUGAAGGGCGAUCAACGACUAUGCGAAAACAUCAUCCCCAAGAACUUCAACCCUGGAUGCCGCCGGCCUACACCCGCUCCUGGCUAUCUCGAAGCCCUGGUGGCGCCCAACGCGAAGAUCUUCACCGAGCAUCUCGAGAAGGUCACCGAGAGAGGGUUCAUAGACGCCGCGGGAGAGGAGCAUGAGGUAGACGUCUUGAUCUGUGCCACCGGCUUCGACACCACCUGGCAGACGAGAUUCCCCUUUGUCAACGGCAAAGGCGUCUCCCUCAAACAACUCUGGCCCCCCAACGACGUCACCUCCUACCUCUCCAUCGCCAUCCCCACCUUCCCGAAUCAUUUCACCUUCUGCGGGCCCUACGGCCCCCUAGGCCACGGCAGCUUCAUGCCGCUCAUCGAGCGCUGGACAAGCUACAUGUUCGACGUCAUCACCAAAGCGCAGGUGGAGAACAUCAAGUCGUACACGCCGCGCAUGGACAAGAGCAAGAUGUUCCGCCAGCACGCCGAUCUCUUCCUCCAGCGUACCGCGUGGACCAGCCCGUGCAGUUCUUGGUUCAAACAGGGCAAGGUUGAUGGCCAGACGGUCGUGUACCCGGGCUCGCGCCUGCACUUUAUGCACCUGAUGGAACGACCGCGGUAUGAGGACUUCGAGAUUGAGUACUGGGAUGAAAAUCAUUUUUCCUUCAUGGGCAACGGUUUUGAUCAGAGAGAAUUUGAUGGGAGAGAUAUUACAAAUUAUCUUGGCUCGUUGGACGGCACGGACAGGCAGCCGAACUAUGACAGGGAGCUGGUGAACAAGCUUGCCGGCUGGGCUGUUGGUCUGUAG